Apus apus (common swift) is the source of this 760-nucleotide messenger RNA. RefSeq names its product ciliary neurotrophic factor (gene CNTF). Gene Ontology annotation, molecular function: growth factor activity; cytokine activity; ciliary neurotrophic factor receptor binding. The transcript is spliced from 2 exons. Gene Ontology annotation, biological process: negative regulation of neuron apoptotic process; astrocyte activation; positive regulation of tyrosine phosphorylation of STAT protein. NCBI's taxonomy places the organism in Eukaryota, Metazoa, Chordata, Aves, Apodiformes, Apodidae. Gene Ontology annotation, cellular component: axon. The record is from RefSeq and is a predicted model, not a curated record. The coding region runs from base 173 to 760 and encodes 195 amino acids.
GGGAAUUUGCAGAGUUGUGCCAGGCCCCAGGCACGGAAGAGGGAGAGAGCCAAGCCAGUGGACGUGUGAGCAGAGCUCCGGGCUGGAAUGCACCAGCUCAGCAAGGGAUUGUCCUCCCUGGGCCAGGCAGGCGCUGUGCCCUGAGCUUGGUGCCCUGAUUGCUGCCCGGGCCAUGGCGGCAGCAGACAGCUCCCCGGCCGCCCUCCGGCGCCGCGACCUGUGCAGCCGCGGCAUCCGCCUGGCUGGGAAGAUGCGCUCGGAUGUCAUUGACCUCCUGGAUGCCUACAUGGAGCAGCAGGGCUUGGACGCCUCAGCCAGCGUGGCCGCGGUGGAGGGGGUGCCAGCAGCAGCGGCAGAGCACUGGGAUGAGCAGACAGGGACCCAGCGGCUGCUGGAGAACCUGGCAGCAUACCGGACCUUCCGGGCCCUGCUGGCCCAGAUGCUGGAGGAGCAGCGGGAGCAGCUGGGCGACACUGAUGCUGCCCUGGGCCGGGCGCUGGCGGCCGUCCUGCUGCAGGUCUCAGCAUUCAUCUACCACCUUGAGGAGCUGCUGCGGCUGGAAAGCCGCAGCCCCCCCAGUGAGGAAGGACCCGGUUCCCCCCCAGCCCCGCACCUCAGCCUCUUUGAGAGGAAGCUGCGGGGCCUGGGCGUGCUGCGGGAGCUGGCCCAGUGGGCUGUCAGGUCUGCUCGGGACCUGCGGCAGCUCGCCAAGGCCAGCCCAGGCAGCAGCUUGGCCCCCAGCCCAGCUGAGAGCCCCUGA